This is a messenger RNA of Neogale vison (American mink), 3389 nucleotides long. It is a transcript of the gene TRPV1, whose product is annotated as transient receptor potential cation channel subfamily V member 1. NCBI's taxonomy places the organism in Eukaryota, Metazoa, Chordata, Mammalia, Carnivora, Mustelidae. Gene Ontology annotation, cellular component: membrane. The record is from RefSeq and is a predicted model, not a curated record. Gene Ontology annotation, molecular function: protein binding; calcium channel activity. The transcript has 15 exons. Gene Ontology annotation, biological process: calcium ion import across plasma membrane.
CUAUUGGACCUCUGGGGUGUGCUGCUUCAUAGGGGCUUUUGCAAGGAGGGCAGAUAUGGGCUAGAAUCAUGCUGUCUUUGAGCUGGGAACAAAUCUCAUCUUGGUGGCUGCCUGCAGGCUGUCUCUUAGGCCACAAAGGAUCUGGCAAGGAUGAAGAAAUGGGGGAGCUCAGAUUCAGGGCAGGCCGAGGACCCAUCCCAAGAGGACUCCUGCCCAGACCCCCUGGAUGAAGACCCUAAUUCCAGGUCAGCUCCAGCCAAGCCCCACUUCUUCCCCACGGCUAAGAGCCGCAGCCGGCUUUUUGGGAAGUGUGACUCAGAGGAGGCUUCACCUAUGGAUUGCUCUUAUGAAGAAGGCCAGCUAGCCUCUUGCCCAGCCAUCACAGUCAACCCUGUUGUCAUCAUCCAGAGGCACGAGGAUGGCCCCACAUGUGCCAGGCAGCCGUCCCAGGAUUCUGUCACUGCUGGAUCUGAGAAGAGCCUCAAGCUCUACGAUCGCAGGAAGAUCUUUGAAGCCGUCGCUCAGAAUAACUGUGAGGAGCUGCAGAGCCUGCUGCUCUUCCUGCAGAGGAGCAAGAAGCACCUGAUGGACAGCGAGUUCAAAGACCCAGAGACAGGGAAGACCUGUCUGCUGAAAGCCAUGCUCAACCUGCACGAGGGGCAGAAUGACACCAUCCCACUGCUCUUGGAGAUUGCCCGGCAGACAGACAGCCUGAAGGAGUUGGUCAAUGCCAGCUACACAGACAGCUACUACAAGGGCCAGACGGCCCUGCACAUUGCCAUCGAGAGGCGGAACAUGGCACUAGUGACCCUCCUGGUGGAGAAUGGGGCAGAUGUCCAGGCUGCAGCCAACGGGGACUUCUUUAAGAAAACCAAAGGGCGGCCUGGCUUCUACUUUGGUGAGCUGCCCCUCUCUUUGGCUGCAUGCACCAACCAGUUGGGCAUCGUGAAGUUCCUGCUGCAGAACUCUUGGCAGCCAGCAGACAUCAGCGCCAGGGACUCCGUGGGCAACACAGUGCUGCAUGCGCUGGUAGAGGUGGCCGACAACACAGCAGACAACACCAAGUUUGUGACAAGCAUGUACAAUGAGAUUCUGAUCCUGGGGGCCAAGCUCCACCCGACGCUGAAGCUGGAGGAGCUCACCAACAAGAAGGGGCUGACACCACUGGCUCUGGCUGCCAGGACUGGGAAAAUUGGGGUCUUGGCCUAUAUUCUCCAGAGGGAGAUCCAGGAGCCCGAGUGCAGGCAUCUGUCCAGGAAGUUCACGGAAUGGGCGUAUGGGCCCGUGCACUCCUCGCUCUACGACCUGUCCUGCAUUGACACUUGUGAGAAGAACUCAGUGCUGGAGGUGAUUGCCUACAGCAGCAGUGAGACCCCUAAUCGCCACGACAUGCUUUUGGUGGAACCGCUGAACCGACUCCUGCAGGACAAAUGGGACAGAUUUGUCAAGCGCAUCUUCUACUUCAACUUCUUCGUCUACUGCUUGUAUAUGAUCAUAUUCACCACAGCAGCCUACUACAGGCCUGUGGAUGGCUUGCCUCCCUAUAAGCUGAAACACACCAUUGGGGACUAUUUCCGAGUCACUGGCGAGAUUCUUUCUGUAUCAGGGGGAGUCUACUUCUUUUUCCGAGGGAUUCAAUAUUUCCUGCAGAGGCGGCCAUCACUGAAGACCUUGUUUGUGGACAGCUACAGUGAAAUGCUUUUUUUUGUGCAGUCACUCUUCAUGCUGGGGACCGUGGUGCUGUACUUCUGCCACCACAAGGAGUACGUGGCCUCCAUGGUGUUCUCCCUGGCCAUGGGCUGGACCAACAUGCUCUACUACACCCGUGGCUUCCAGCAGAUGGGCAUCUAUGCUGUUAUGAUUGAGAAGAUGAUCCUGAGGGACCUGUGUCGCUUCAUGUUUGUCUACCUUGUUUUCUUGUUCGGGUUUUCCACAGCGGUGGUGACGCUGAUUGAGGAUGGGAAGAAUAACUCUGUGCCAGCUGAGUCCACAUUGCACAGGUGGAGAGGGCCAGGCUGCCGGCCUCCUGACAGCUCCUACAACAGCCUUUACUCCACGUGUCUGGAGCUUUUCAAGUUCACCAUUGGUAUGGGUGAUCUGGAGUUCACAGAGAACUAUGACUUCAAGGCUGUCUUCAUCAUCUUGUUGCUGGCCUACGUGAUUCUCACCUAUAUUCUUCUGCUGAACAUGCUCAUUGCCCUCAUGGGUGAGACUGUCAACAAGAUUGCGCAGGAGAGCAAGAAUAUCUGGAAGCUACAGAGAGCUAUUACCAUCCUGGACACGGAGAAGAGCUUCCUUAAAUGCAUGAGGAAGGCCUUCCGCUCAGGCAAGCUGUUGCAAGUGGGGUACACACCUGAUGGCAAGGAUGACUACAGGUGGUGUUUCAGGGUGGAUGAGGUCAACUGGACCACCUGGAACACCAAUGUAGGUAUCAUCAAUGAAGACCCGGGCAACUGUGAGGGCAUCAAGCGCACCCUGAGCUUCUCCCUGCGGUCAGGCAGAGUUUCAGGAAGAAACUGGAAGAACUUUGCCCUGGUUCCCCUUUUAAGAGAUGCAAGUACACGAGAAAGGCCCUCUGCUCAACCAGAGGAAGUUCAUCUGAGACACUUUGCAGGGUCCCUCAAGCCAGAAGAUGCUGAGGUCUUCAAGGAUCCUGUUGCUUGAGGGGAAAAGUGAGGGACCCCUCUAGGGUACUUCUAACACUGUUGGGCCUCAGAAUAUCUCACUGUGGAGGGAACAACAGGGCCCUCUCAGCAGCCUGGCUUGGCCUGUGCCUGUCCAGGCACUUUCCUCACCUGCUCUGCACAAGCUACGGGAAGCAUUGUUGGGUGCAUGGGGAGAGCUAGUCAUCCAGCCUCACUGUCCCCAAGGGAGUCUUCCACCAGGAAAUUAUUUUGCUCUCAUAUUUUUACUAACUUUGUUAGGUAUCAUGAAUGAUGAAUCUUGUGUGGACAUAUGUGAUGCCAUUGUUUUAUUUUAUAUGACUAGAAGUGAAUGUAAAUGAGGCCCAGGAAAACACCUCUUGGACCAAAACAAAACAUGUCCUUUGAUGUAAACUGCUGCAGCUGUUCUCUGUGUUGUGUUUAAUACCUCCUCCGAAACAGAGUGGGCUGGGGGGGGGUGGUCAUUUAUAUCUCAGAGAAGGUGGGGGAAGGCUGGCCCUAUUUCCAGCUCUGCCAGAAUCAGGUUUUGCCAGAGUGACUUCCUCGUUCUAUGUGAUACAUCAUGGCCCCCCCCAACAGAACUCUUUUGCUGUCCAGAUGAAAGUACAGCACGUGUCUUAAAAGCAUGUGGCAAGAAUUUUUUCAUGGUCUUCCAUUUGUAGCAACUGUAGUCCUACUCCCCCGCAGUGGUCCUACUUCCACCUCCAUGCAUCCUGUCACUCAUCA